Molecule: messenger RNA, 1578 nt
Organism: Didymosphaeria variabile
Lineage: Eukaryota; Fungi; Ascomycota; Dothideomycetes; Pleosporales; Didymosphaeriaceae
Exons: 1
Coding region: 1-1578 (525 amino acids)
Source: RefSeq, a predicted model, not a curated record
AUGAAAGCUGAGACCAAUCACGUCGAGGCGUCUGGCCUGUCAACUCCUCCACCAACACCGCCCGCCUCAGCGACCCUGUCGAAGGCUCAGGCACUGAGCAAUGUGUACUCGCUUGCAACGGCCUUCGCGACUUGCGUCGAAGCCUUCAAUUUAAUCCAUCCGCACAAAGAUAGCGACCAGGCGCAAAAGGUUGCCCUCACCAAGCUCGGCAUCCAGCAAGGGCGCCUCCUCAUUUUUGGCGAUGCAGUCGGUAUCUGUGCGCCUCCAGCGACCAUCGCGCGGCACAUGGUGCCAUCGCGUCCUGGACUGACGAACCCCGAUCCUACCUUACCCGUCAACUUCGGCAUCAGAGAUACAAGGCUCGACGACGAAGAUGUGCGGAACAAGGUUACGCGCGCGCUGGAAGAAAUCUACGGACGACCUGCGCAUCUAUCGCGCGACCAGCUAAUGGAGCGAUACGGGCUGAAGCAGCCGAAACGCUUCAGUGCGAUCGAACACCCAUCGCUAGAUACCAACCGCCUCGAAGCGUUCCGUGAGAAGUACGCGCUUCUCAACGACCUCAUGCAACAAUCUGGCAUUCGUCCCCAGAACGCAAAUAGAAAGGGGAGCAUGGCGAUGAAUCACUGGACCAUCAAAGAUGUUGUGCGCUUCGAUGCGUUCGUCAACACCGUGCGAAUCGAGGUCGAUGGCUUGAUUGCGCUGAUGGGAGUCAAAGAACAAGUGGACAGGGGCAUGAGGACCGACAUCAAAGCUAUGGCGUGGCAUCCCGAUUUGCAGUCUAUGAUUGUUCGUCAGGACUGGGAAAAGCUGAGGCUGAUUCGGGAGGCGGUGACGGGAGAUUAUCCGGAGUACGUGGAGGUUGCGGACAAGGCAUUGCAGUACCUCGUCGAAGAGCUGCGCGGUACAAAGAUACAGAUGCUCAAGAUGGCGCAGAUGGGACAGGCGUCGGUAGGCAUACGCCAAGUAAGCGACGAGAAGGGCGGUGCAAAAGCAAGCGUACAACCACCCAAGGCUGGGGCGCAAAAGGAAAAGCGACCAGGCUUCUGGUCAAGGAUUUCUGGGUACAAAUCCAGCAAGACCAAGCAGCGCUCCCAAAGCAUAGUUUCUGCGCCGGAGGAAACCGACCCGCAGCGUUCCCUUUCCGACUCAGGCGCGCCCCGCACCUCGGAAGACGCGAACACGCUCACUACCGUACGCUCCAAAUCCCUCUCAGCAGUGCCAGAUGACCAGACGCCUUUCGACCUCAACGCCAGACUUGCGGAUCUAUCAGUGCAGAUUGAGCAGGAAGGUCAUAACGAAGACGUACAAGCACCAACGUCGGAGACUACAUUCCACGACGUGCCCGGCGCGGAAAAGACCCACGUCAAUGUACAGGCCACGCUCACGCAGAUCCCCACGAGAAGUACCGCUGAUAUCGACGAUGUAGACCCAUUGAAUACUACUAACAGCAAUGGGUAUAACCUCUAUCAUGCGGAUACGGCGAAUUCGCUCAUCGAUAGACAUGAUAUGUUCAGAGGUGUCGGACGGAUGGAUACGAGGGAUAUCAGGGACAAGAGUCACGAUGCGGCGGGGUGGUAG